AUGAGGUCUCUUCUCCCCCUCCUCUCCCUGGCCACCAUGGCCCGGGCUCUCUAUUUCUACGUCGACGUGACAACACCCAAGUGCUUCUUCGAGGAGCUCCCCAAGGACACCCUGGUGGUGGGCCACUACUCAGCCGAGGAAUGGAACGACCAGAGGCACAUGUGGGAAAAGCACGAUGGCAUCAGCAUCUACAUCUCCGUUGAUGAAAUCUUCGACAACGACCACCGCGUCGUCUCGCAGCGCGGCGGCUCCUCGGGCAAGUUCACUUUCACGGCGGCCGAGUCGGGCGACCACAAGCUCUGCUUUACGCCCUCGUCGAGCAGCGGCCGGUCCAACUGGCUCUCGGUAUCCUCCCCCAACGGCGGCAUCCGCCUGACGCUGGACGUGGCCAUUGGCGAGACCAGCGCCCUCGACGGCGCCGACAAGGGCAAGAUCCAGGACCUGGCGACGCGCGUGAAGGACCUGAACGCGCGGUUGAACGAUAUUCGGAGGGAGCAGGUUUUCCAGCGGGAACGCGAAGCCGAGUUCCGCGAUCAAUCCGAGAGCACCAACGCGCGUGUGGUCCGAUGGAUCCUGAUCCAGCUCGUCGUGCUCGGCGUGACGUGCGCCUGGCAGCUGUCCCACCUGCGGUCCUUCUUCAUCAAGCAGAAGCUUACAUAG
Chaetomium globosum CBS 148.51 is the source of this 660-nucleotide messenger RNA. RefSeq lists its product as uncharacterized. NCBI's taxonomy places the organism in Eukaryota, Fungi, Ascomycota, Sordariomycetes, Sordariales, Chaetomiaceae. The record is from RefSeq and is a predicted model, not a curated record. The coding region runs from base 1 to 660 and encodes 219 amino acids. The transcript is spliced from 3 exons. Gene Ontology annotation, cellular component: Golgi apparatus; endoplasmic reticulum-Golgi intermediate compartment; endoplasmic reticulum. Gene Ontology annotation, biological process: endoplasmic reticulum to Golgi vesicle-mediated transport; intracellular protein transport; Golgi organization.